Messenger RNA from Chionomys nivalis (European snow vole), 6520 nucleotides. Its product is annotated as heparan-sulfate 6-O-sulfotransferase 3. The transcript has a single exon. NCBI's taxonomy places the organism in Eukaryota, Metazoa, Chordata, Mammalia, Rodentia, Cricetidae. The coding region runs from base 15 to 704 and encodes 229 amino acids. Gene Ontology annotation, molecular function: heparan sulfate 6-sulfotransferase activity. The record is from RefSeq and is a predicted model, not a curated record. Gene Ontology annotation, cellular component: membrane.
UCUACUACAUCACCAUGUUGCGGGACCCAGUGUCGCGUUACCUGAGCGAGUGGAAACACGUCCAGAGAGGGGCCACAUGGAAAACCUCUCUCCAUAUGUGUGACGGAAGGAGCCCCACCCCGGAUGAGCUGCCUACCUGCUACCCAGGGGAUGACUGGUCUGGGGUCAGUUUAAGGGAGUUCAUGGAUUGCAGCUACAAUUUAGCCAACAACCGGCAGGUGCGCAUGCUCGCUGACCUCAGCCUGGUGGGCUGCUACAACUUGACUUUCAUGAACGAGAGCGAGCGAAGUACCAUCCUGCUGCAGAGCGCUAAGAACAACCUGAAGAACAUGGCCUUCUUCGGGCUCACUGAAUUCCAAAGGAAGACACAGUUUCUCUUUGAGAGGACAUUCAAUCUGAAGUUCAUCUCCCCUUUCACACAGUUCAACAUCACACGGGCUUCCAAUGUGGACAUCAACGAGGGAGCCCGUCAGCAUAUCGAGGAGUUGAACUUCCUGGACAUGCAGCUCUAUGAAUAUGCAAAAGAUCUCUUCCAGCAACGCUACCAUCACACCAAACAGCUAGAACACCAGAGGGACCGCCAAAAGAGGCGUGAGGAGCGCAGGCUGCAGAGAGAACACGGAGCGCAUCGGUGGCCCAAAGAAGACGGGGCCACAGAGGGGACGGUCACUGAGGACUAUAACAGCCAGGUGGUUAGAUGGUGACCCUCUGCCUGCUCCUUUUUCAUGACGGGGAGACAAGCAGGCACCUUGUCCUUCUGUUGGAUUCCAUUGAAGAAACCGGGUCAUGCUGAGGACCCCUGGCUGUAUGUGACUUAAUUCGGAUGUCUGCUUCCUCCUCUUCUUCUUCUUCUUCAAUCCAACUAGAAACUUUCCAUCUUGUUUAUUAUUUUUUUUCUUUUUCUAGACUUUUUCUGAUCACUGAUAUAUUUGGGGUGGAAAUGUAUCCAAAAGACCACUUUAAGUUGUCAGAAGCGAGGCCUCAGAAAUGAGACAGUGUGUAGGAUCUUUGUCAGUCACAUGGGUCAGUUGGGAAUCUGGAACCCACAGUAGCACACAGGAAAACCAAAACCAUGGCUUGGAUUCUCUUCGGAAUGCAUCAUGCCACACCCAAUAGAACAUUGCUCUGUUUAGAGAUAGAAAGACGCUCUCCCCUUAGAUGACCCUUCUCAUUCAGUGUUGAAUUUGGGAGCUGUUAAGAUGAGCGUUAAAUCAUGAAUGACGUGGUUUGUCUCUGCAGACGUUUUUAAACAAACUUACUAUAUUACUGACCACAGCUAGGGACUCCUAGCCUACAAACUCCAACAUCAGAGCCCUAAGCCCUCGGUCUACUCUGUCUUUUAGGGGGCAGGGAAAGAACAGAAUGCUGGGUUGGUUAUGGCCCUGAGAAAUAAACACUGGUGGAACAUUUUGGGGGGCACACUUAUUUAGUAAUGACUAAGGAGAUUGCACAUUACUGGUGUUAAUCCCUCAGGCAAAGAAUGAACAAAACAUUAAGAGAGUGCGGGCAAAAUAACAGGAGAAAACCUCCAUUAAACAAGCUUUAGAGCCUUAGCUGUUACGUUGAAAGAACAUCAGACUCAUGUCUUUGGGGAGCAGACAACUUCUCAGUCAGGUUCAAAUUCUGCUGUUACAAUGGAAAUAUGUUUUCAAAACCCUUGACAUAAACAACAGGAGCUGAACCAACGAGGACACACACUCCAUUCCAAGUCAAUACGUGAGAGGCGUCAGGAGACGCAGCAUGGUGUCCAUGAGACAUACCAGGAGUUCAGAGGGACCCUGCCCCUGACAUUUCCAGUGUCUUUAAACCACUCCCUUCCCAUGUGAUCCUUGCCUGUUCUGUGACUACAAGCAGAGAACCAAGCUACAGUGCACAAACUGGAACAAAAAAUAAGCUGCCUUUCCCUAGGUUCCUCGGUUUCGCCCUUCCCAAGCCCCAACAAUAGUCUCUUCUGUGGGAAGGGAUGGGAAGGAGGGAACAGAAAGCCCCGCCUCCCACACAGCCGGAAGGUCAGAGUGGGUGGAGAGUUUUACAAGGCGCUGAUAAGAGCAGUCCUUUAAAGCAGCUGAAGGCCAAAAGCUCUAGACCCAGGAAUCAGGCUGCAAAGCCUCUUUCACUGAUGCCCCGCAUGCUUGAUGUUUAAGCCAGAUUUACAUCAGUCACUUCUCAGCCUUAGAAAGUCCUUUCUGGGACGGAAAGGCCAUCCUCUCCCAGUGUUUGUGGGUUGUCUGCUGCAAGGGAGCCUAGCAUCGUUUGUAGAUUCCCAUAGAGAAGUGGCUUUGAGGUUUCUCUCGCUGCGGUUCGCAUCAUUGGCUGGCCUUCCUGUAGCAUGCGUGUUCUAAGAGAAUCCCUAUGCUGUGCUUGUUAUGUUUAUUAUGUUAUUCAGCAUAACGAGGCAGACAUUGCUGGUCCUCACUAUCUAGUAAGAAGAUGAAGUCCGCAGAUGGGAUGAGGCUUCCCUGGGGACUAUCAGGUGGACCAAGUUGGCCAGAAAGCACAAGACUUAUAUUUACAUAGUACUUCCCACGUGGGAUAAAUCUUUCUGCCAAUCAUAUAAGAAGCCAGAUGCUAUGACUCUGAAGUAUUUGCUCCUGGUCUGCAGAGGUGGCAUAAGUGACACCACUGCCCUUUCAGUGAUUGGAGUGGCCCUGAGCCCUUCUUCCCGCGGAGCGGUUCCUCCCCCACCCCCGCCCCCGCAUCCCCGUCUCACUAGCUGAGAGGUGGGUGACUUCUUCAGCAGCCAUAGGUGAUGAGUUACACACAAUAGUAAAUUUAAAGUGAAGAAUUAGCGGUGGCUUUUUAGUUGGGAGAGAUGAGAUAGAGCUGUGUCUCCUUAGGAUGAUUUGCUCCAGAGGAGGCGGGGAAAAAAGGGAAGGGCAGGAAUGGAUGAGAAUACAUCAUUUGUUAAGAUUUCCGGUUCUACCAGGAAUGGAAACAUGAAAAUUGUGCCUCUGCCGUCAACUGUGGCGCGCGUAUACAUAUGUGAAACACACACCUCGGCACAUUUUCAAAUAGAAAACCAUUUGAAAAACUAGAAAACAGUAGAUUUAUUCUUUAAACUCACUUUACAUUUUUGUUAAGGAAUCUUCGGAGGCAGGCUCUGCUGCCUCCAUAUUGUUCCUCCGGAACCUUCGAGUUCAUAUCAAAAGGCUUUCUGCCACCUCACUGCUGAGUGUAGGCUGCAUAGCCCUCCCUUCCCUGGAGAACAGACAACAGGAUGAUGUGAAAAGGAGAAACCACCUCUGUGUUGGCCCCAGGCCAGUGCUAAGUAAACCGGAGAGACUAGCAUGGCCUUCCUUUCUCAGUUAGCUCCCUUUGGAGGCACUGCAGUUGUCCGUGUCCCCAGGACACGGAGAGGUGGGGUGGAGCAAAUUAUCAGAAAACUGGCUGCACAGCUCCAUACUGGCUGAUGCUGCAGGAGGAAAUGACAGAGGCAGGCACAGGAAGCUAGGGAUGCCUGGCAGCCUUCAGGUCUCAAACCACAUCAAUUCUCACUCCAUAGAGGAAAAACAACCCCUAGGUGAUUCCACUUCUUGUGGGCUCCUCCAAUUCCCAGGCAGGUUUUUCUCUCUUCUCUUCUCUUCUCAGUAGCAGCACAAGACAGUGGAAUGGAAUAUAUAUGAUGCUUGUGUUUGUGUGUGUCCGUGUGUGUGUUUGUGUGUCUGUGUUCAGUUUGCAGAAUGUGUAGGGAGGGGAGUGUAUUUACAUAUUGUGAGGUUCCAUAUGUGUGAUUUGUCUUUCUGCCUGUCUGGUCACACUUUUUAGUUGUGUGUUGUGUGUGUCACACACAUUGUUCAUACUUUGGUAGGAACUAAGACAGACACUUUUUUAAAAAUCUCCUUCCAGCUUCCUAGAAGCCUAAUCUAAAUAUUGGAGAAAAUAAUUGAUGAUCUUACCAAUCAAUGUUGACAACACUUAAGGAAAAUUAUGAGCUACUGAAAACCUAAUCAAAUAUUUGAACUAAAAAUCUUCAUUUGAUCAGACCACUAACGUAAUCGUUUCAGAAGUCUGGAUGGAGAGGGGACUAACCCUCUCUUAUUGCUUCUUCAUUCUAAGACAGAGCAUCUACCUCCUGGCCAAAUGUAUCUGCUUUAUCCACAGCCAUCCUGUUUUCACUUGAGGCAGUGGAGGGAAGCCCAGGGAAUUGCAGAUACUACUUACGGCCAUUUCCCAUUGGCUGGAAUCUAGAUAUUAGCUGCAUCUAGUUGCAGAGAAGACUAGAAAAUGUCUUUAUUACUCAGUGCCGGCUGUCUUGAUGAGUGAGGGGAGCCCUAUUGUUAAAGAAAUGAUGGAGAAUUAAUACUGAUAGAAAACUACCAGUCCCCAAUACAAAAGGAAGUGGGGGAAAAUGCCAAGUCCUUUUCAAUAUCAAUUAUUUUCUCAUCAGCUUUACAAAGGAUGAGGUUAAAAUUUACUCUGUCAGCAUUUAAUGCUUUUCCAAACAUUUUAGCAUGGUAUCUCGCUUGGCCUGUCUCACACUCUUGUGCACUGGCUGGCAUUUCUGCUCUCUCACGUUUGAUCAUUUGGAAUGAAGAUUCAGAGAUGUUGGAAGAUCCCCCUAGCUUUCGUUCAUUUGCAAGGAAGUUGCCUAGAGUCCACGGUCUCUUGGCCUCAGCUUUUCCUAAUACCGAGUGCUACUUGUCAUCCGUAUCGGGACUGGGAAUUGCAAGAAGGUAAAAGCUAAAACUUUAUUGAUUUCUGUACUCCUUCCCCUUGUUGUGCAGCUGCGGUGACCUAGAAAAUACCAUGGACAGACUCUCAGUUCUGCCCCCAGUAAAGGGGCCUCUGACUUGAGUGAAAAGUUCAGGUAGAGAGUUGUACAAAAGGAGUUUUAGAAAAGCACAUGAAUUCAGGGGAGACGCUCAAAUAUCCACAGCCAGAUGUCGACCCUGUUCCUCCCUCAAACUCUCCAGCAUGGAGACUGAGGGGAUGAGCUCCCAGUUCCAGUGAGACACAAACAUCCAAGAAAUCCAGAACCAGUAGCUGCCUGUUGGGAAGGCUUAGGGGUGAUCAAUAGGACCUGUGCUUCUAAAAUGCCUCCCCCUCUCUGCUUUUCCCAAGGUCCCUGGUAUUCUAUCAGCAGCAUGUUGUUAGAGUUUCUAUGUUUUCUUGGUAUUUGCUGAGCUCCUUUGCCCGCUGCUGGAAGUUGAAACACCUUAAGCUGUAAUAAGUAAGCAACUUCACCCAGUCUAUCCGACCCCUUCCCAGACGUGUCACCUGGCUGCGAAGAGGGUUGAAAUAGAAUCACACAGACACAGAAGACUACACACAAUAGAGCGGCUAUAGAAGACGGUAGGGCUCCGAGAGACAGACCACCCAGAGGAAGGUGACAGUUUGGGUCCUUAGGAUAAAAGGCAGCCCAGAAACACGUGACUUAAUUCUUCUACCCACUUAGAAGAACACAAGAGGGGGUGCACCCAUGGGAUAGAUUCAGAGCCUCGGGUAGACUUAGGAGUCCCAGAUUGACUAGGGUGGAAUUAAACAGAGAGCUGUGUUGGUCUUCAUCUGAAAGCCUCCAGUCUGGGUGCUGGCUGACUGAGGCUGCCGAUGCUAUCCAGGUCGUGACUUCUGAGGGUCACACAGCUGCUCCUUCUCUCUGGCUUCCUUCCAUCCUGUUCUAUCUCUACUGCACACUAGCCGAUGUCGGUCUGUCCUCACCGUAUUCACCACGACACAUCUGGGUGGAUUCUCUGAAGCUGAACAAGCCCUCCAGGGCAGGUAGGGGCUUUCUGAGUUUUGCUACCUCCCAGAGAGAACAGACAUGGACCCAUUCACAGUCUAUUGGCAGAACUGGCCUCCACUGCUGAGGUGCUGAGAAUCCUGAGGACUGGCCUGUCGUGAACACCAGAGUGGUUGCAAGUCUCUGCACUUCUGGGCCAGGACCGGGAGUAGCCUGAUGGAGUACUGAGACGCUGAAUCUGCAGACACUAGCAUGUGGAUGUUUCUGGAACCUGUCUUCUUCAACAUCUACAGGACAGAUGGCCACGGUCCACUUUCAAUGGCCUGAGGGUGGCUCUGUGAGAACCACAUUCUGCCUCACUGUGGGAACUCCUGUAAGGCCAGAGAUUCUGGCCACACAUCCUCAGCUCUUGCUGGAAAAACACUGUCCUGACAGGCAGUUCUGUGUGACUUAGCCAUGAUCACACAUCUUCCAUCUCCUUCUCAUGCUUUCUUUGAAUCAUGUGACCAAGGGUUUUCUCCCAGAAAUACUUUCUGGGUUUUGCUUGCAUUUUGUUCUUAUUCUUCUUUUUUUUUUCAAUGUAUCAAAUCAAUGUUAGAAAAAUCUAAAUCUUUAUCUGGUGCCCCAUUCUAGAUAUAAGAUAGUUAUUCAAUAGAUGCAGAUUAUUUCCUCUAGGAGGUGUUUUUUCUUCUGUUUCUGUGCAGUAUGUAUGAACUUGGUUAUUAGGAGAUUAUAUUGUGACAUUACCAACUUUAUUGCUAUUUAAAAAUGAUAGUUUGUAGACCUGAGGAUUCCCGUGGAUGUGAAGCACAAUUUAAUGGAUAAGUUAACAUAUUAAAC